GUGACCGGCUGUGGGCGUGCCCGGCCCCAGCUUUCCAACCAGAGCCCUCUGCUGUGGGCAGAGCAGUCGGCCGUUGGAAGUCGGAGCGGACUAACUGGAAUCUGCUUCUGUCUGAAAAGGGGACACCAACUACUUCAUGCCAACAUUGAGGGAUCUGAAGAUUUAGAAAACGCAGAUGUGGCCAUGAGGAACCCUUCUGCCAGCGCCCUCGAGUUUUUCUGCCCACUCUGUCCUCACGUGGUCGCGCCGGCCUCUCAGGAGCUUCUGGGUUGGGAGCUUCCGGAAAACCAGAGGCCCCGCAACGGCAGAUGCAUGUCCGAGGGGCCCAAAGCCCUCCUCCGGGUGGUGGUGCCGCUGCUUCUCGUGGGGUGCCUGGCGGACGCAGGUUUUCUGGAAGUGGUGAUGCCAGGAAAGCCUCAGAUAGCACCACUGAAUGGCAAUGUCACAAUCUCCUGCAAAGUCCCCGGCUGCCCCAGGCUGGACACCAGGAUUAUGGGAGUUACCUGGUAUCGGAAGGAUCCUGUGUCUGAAGCAGAGGUCAAGGUGUUUGAGCUUUAUGGAGACUGGCAAAAGGCAUUCCGACCUGGGGCCCUGGUGUCUCCACAGAGGCUGAAGAGGGGUGACGCCUCACUCCAGCUGCCUGGGGUUGGGCUGGGGGAUGCAGGAGAAUACCGGUGUGAGCUGACGGUCACCCCUCAGAAGGCAGAAGGAAGGGUCUUGCUGAAAGUUCUCGCUAAGCCAGACAGCACAGUGAAGGAAACCAUGGUGAAAAGUAAUGACAGACAGCUCGUGUGUCAGUCAAGUGGAUUCUUCCCAGAAGCCAUAAACAUAACAUGGGAGGAGUGGACCCAGAAGGUUUCCCAGGACCAAAGGAUUUCCAAGGACAUCUUUACUGGUCCCACCAUCAAGAAUGAGGAUGGUACAUUUAAUAUCACCAGCUACUUGAAACUCAAUGCCUCUCUGGAAGACAGUGGCACCAUCUACCAGUGUGUGGUGGGGCACACAUCCUUGAACGCCCCCCAGAGGCUGAACUUCACACUGCCUGUGAGAGAAGCUGAGAAGAUACCUCUAUAUUUAGUCCAUAUUGGACUCAUUAUUAUUGGGUGUUUUGCUGGAUUGAUUUUAAUAAUGUGUUAUUUAUUUUGGAGAAGAUGCUAUUGUUAUAAAGCAACAUCCAGCAAUGAAACUGAAGAAGAAAACACAGUCCUGAAUGUGUGGUACUUUACACACAUGACUCCAAUCCUUCACGUGUCUCUAAGUCGCUGUUUGUUGCUGCAUAGCUUUGCAGUGCCCCCAGUCCUGGGCAGUCCCUUGACACUGGGCUCAAACAUGUGCCUUGCUCCACACAAGAAAGUGACUCCAGGCCAGUUCCCAGUUUAGCCAAUGAGAGGCCUCUCAUGUCUUCCUUUACUGUCUUUGGUGCCUCUGAUAUGAGAGGAGAAUGAAUCCAGGCCGGCCAGCAGGAGGAUGUGCAAUACAGGAAGCAGAGCCACAUCAUCCUAGGUGAAGUGACAGCCAUUCCUCUCUGCUUAGGCAGGUGUAGCUGUAGUUAGAAGAGCUGACAGAGCCAACUGUAAAGACAAGAGAGAUAUGUCAGGCUCGACCUAGUCAUGACAUGGUUAAUGAAUAUGCUCUUUAAUUCCAAGCUACAGUUUGACAAGAUACAAAAGUACCGCAAUAAAGCGGGGAGCUGAUGCAGGUGUUAUCUCUACCUGACACAAGUCAUGCUGUCUCAGAGCAGACAGAGCACAGAGCACAGGAUGGGAUGUUCCCAAUAUAGAGAUAACAACUACAAAGUAUAGCUUCUUCUCAGUGCAAAGCCAUCUGAUACUGUCCAUGCAUCCACCUGGACUGCUUCAUGGACUCAGAGUCACUCUUCUAUUCCUUCUCCACUGCGCUGCCCCUGGAUUCAUUCUUCUGUCCUAGAUUCAUUCUUCAAUUUUAGAUAUCGAGCAGGUUGAGAGUUAUAAUACUUCCCUUGUUUGGAUUAUUUUGUUUAUUUGGUGCCCUAUUGCAGUGGCACAUGCCUAUAAUCUCAGCACUUGGGAGGCUGAGGCAGGAAGAUCACUGUGAGUUUGAGGCCAGCCUGGACACAGUGAAUUCAAGGCCAGCCUGAACUACAUAGCAAGGCUUUGUCUCAAAAACCACAAAGAAGCAAACAGAAAGCCACACACCCACACAUUUUAUAUAUUUAUAUAUAUAUAUAUAUUUCUAUUUAUAUUUAUAUAUAUUUAUAUGUUUUUGUACAAUUAUUGUGUUAGGUUCACUUGUUUCAUGGCAAAAGCUAAGUGACCGCUACUCAGGAAGCUGAGCUUCAACCCCGAGGGUGUGGCAGGCUGGAGAUGUGCUGCCUAGGCCCCUUUGACAGAGAGCCUGGGUGAGGACCACAGUCAGCCAACAUGGUCUCAGCCAUGUCCAUCAUGCUUGAGCCCAUCUGUGCUGUCCCUGCAUAGUCCGAGCCAAUGCCUGGUCCUUCUAGGAGCUCCUGUAUAAUGAGAUUCUCCUUCUCCAUCCUCCACCUGUCCCCUCUCCCUUCGCAAAUGGCCUGCACUGUGGUCUGAGGCUUUCCCCUCCUCCUCCCUUUCCCUUUUAUUUCACAGGAAUUACUCCCAAGUCCUGAUUGAACUCAGAACCUUGAGUUUGCCAGGCAGGUGCUGUGCCGCUGAGCUACAUCCCCAGCCCUUGUUGUGAACUUGUGAUUCCCCUUUGGAAUCUGCUUCCCAGAAACUCAAAGGGACCCAAAAAGGGACUGAGCAGUGUACUGAGGGACAUGGUGCUUUCAUGGCUUCAUCCAGACGGACAGCAGCUUUUCUCUCCUGGAGACACACAGCAGAAACCCCUCCAGAGAAUGAGGAUCCAAGUGGAUGGUUUUUCCUGACAACUGAGACCACUGCUGAAGCACAGAGUGUUCAGGCUGCCCUCCCAAGGAGAAGGAACUGUACAGUGAUUCUCAUUCCCCUUCUAAGAUGGGAGGGGAAAAGAGCACACAGUUGGAAUUAAACCAAAGAAAGUUUC
Heterocephalus glaber (naked mole-rat) is the source of this 3015-nucleotide messenger RNA. It is a transcript of the gene Ncr3lg1, whose product is annotated as natural killer cell cytotoxicity receptor 3 ligand 1. Lineage: Eukaryota; Metazoa; Chordata; Mammalia; Rodentia; Bathyergidae. The record is from RefSeq and is a predicted model, not a curated record. Gene Ontology annotation, biological process: positive regulation of T cell proliferation; T cell costimulation; immune response. Gene Ontology annotation, cellular component: external side of plasma membrane.